Paramisgurnus dabryanus is the source of this 991-nucleotide messenger RNA. The record is from RefSeq and is a predicted model, not a curated record. Lineage: Eukaryota; Metazoa; Chordata; Actinopteri; Cypriniformes; Cobitidae.
GUCAUUUCACUUCACCAUUGACCUUACAUCAGUUCACAUUGUUUUCACAACAGCAAUUUCCAAAAGUCCAUUUUCAUUACAGUUCAUCAGUGUAAUAAACCAGACAGCAUGAGGCAGCGAACGGUGGUGAUGAAGGUAGAGAUCGGUUGUUUUUUGUCCUGUUUAAGUGGAUGGAUUUUGAUCUGCUCUACCUUGGUCACUGAAUACUGGAUCGUUUCGGAAAGCGCAGAAGUCGUUCUCAGUAACGGUGAUUACUAUUCGAACCUGUGGAUGAACUGUGUCUCCGACUCCACUGGGGUUUCUGAUUGUAAAUAUUUCCCCUCCAUGAUGGACCUUUCUGUUUUCCUCCAUGUGAGCAGGGCUCUGGUCAUAGUCUCUGUGAUUUUGGGCUUCUGGGCGGCUGUGCUUGCUCUCAUAGGAAUGAAGUGUACCAAAAUUGGAGGCUCUGAGCUCGCUAAUGCCAGAGUUACAUUUGCAGCGGGGUUGACGUACAUGGCAUCUGGGUUUUGCGGUAUGACCGUGUACUCCAUGUGGGGACAGAAGGCCCGUGCUGAAUUUUUGGAUCCAUAUUUCUUAGAAUUUAAGUAUGAGCUGGGUGCUGCCCUAUUCAUCGGAUGGGGCGGAUCGUGUCUGAUUAUAUGUGGAAGCGCAGUCAUGUGCUUUUUCUCUGGGAGAGAGUCAUUUCAAAGGUUUAAUGCAAAAGUUAAAAGACCCCCGACCUACAUGACAGCACGUACCAGACAGACAUAUAUGAUGCCGGGCUCUUCAAGACCCACAACGGUCCUCACGCCUCCUUUAUAUCUGCCAAACAGAGAAAAUAGAGGAAGUCAACCGAGUGGAGCCAGGAGAGGAACACAAGAAAGUCAAUUUUUAGGAACGAUCAUAUCUCGACCGCUUCCUAUAGACUCAGCUGUGUGAUCUGAUGUGAAAUGAAAACAAUACGUUAUUACAUUUGGUUUAAUAAUUUGAGUUUCUCCAAUGCUGACCGAUU